Messenger RNA from Saccharomyces kudriavzevii IFO 1802, 1752 nucleotides. RefSeq names its product Bye1p (gene BYE1). Gene Ontology annotation, molecular function: RNA polymerase II transcription regulatory region sequence-specific DNA binding. Bases 1 to 1752 code for a protein of 583 amino acids. The record is from RefSeq and is a predicted model, not a curated record. The transcript has a single exon. Gene Ontology annotation, cellular component: nucleus. NCBI's taxonomy places the organism in Eukaryota, Fungi, Ascomycota, Saccharomycetes, Saccharomycetales, Saccharomycetaceae. Gene Ontology annotation, biological process: DNA-templated transcription.
AUGUCUGUUCGUACUUCUGCUAGAUCUAACAAAGGUCAAAAUAAAUAUAUCGAUUCCUUGUUACAGGAGGAGGGCGAAACACCAGAUAGACAAACCAAGAAGAAGGUCAAACCAGCUACCAAGAAGAAUAAGAAGACUGCAUCUUCUGAGAAUCCAAGUAAGGACAUUGAGAAAGACGAAGCAGAAGAAGGUUAUGUAAGAUGCUUGUGUGGGGCAAAUGAUGAGAACUACGAAGCGCCCGAAUAUUCACAUGGGGACAUGGUUCAGUGCGAUGGCUGCGAUUCUUGGCAACACAUCAAGUGUAUGACUAAAGGUAAGGAUACCAUCGAUGGGCUAAUGAAUGAGGAUUCUAAAUACUACUGUGAAUUGUGUGACCCAUCAUUGUAUGCACAUCUGGAAGAGUUCAAGGGGGUGGAGGUUUCAGAGGAUGAAGACUACGAUGACGGUGUUUAUAGGCCUGUUAGUGACCACAAUGACAAUGAUGCGGAUAUCUUUCUUGAUGAAGAAAGCCCUAAGAAGCGUAAAAGAAGUUCCGACAGUUCUAGAAGGACACUUACUCAAACGAAACAGGCCAGUAAAAGCAAUGGGCAAAAGAAAAAAAAACCUAUUCAUUCCCCUAAUAAUGAUGCUGAACAAAAUAAAAUACCUACCAUAAGAGAUUUUGAAAGCGAAAAAGAACACAAACUAAGAUCAAACGCAGAAAAAAUGUUUUCCACCCUAUUUCGUAAAUUUAUUAUCCCAGAGACGAUCGAGGGAAAGCUUUAUAAUCUUCCUGAGGGCAAAGACGCAAUAUUGGUUUCAGAGGAAUUUGCCCACAACCUGGAAGAUGAACUUUAUAGAGCUUGUCUCAACGUAGAAUUUGGUACUUUGGACAAGAUAUACACCGAAAAAGUGAGAUCUUUAUACUCUAACUUGAAGGAUAAGAAAAAUUUGGAACUCAAGGCACAGGUUAUCGGGGGUAAAUUACCACUGAAUAAGCUGGUCAGCAAAAACGCAUCCGAACUGGCUAAUCCAGAUCUACAAGAAUUUAAAGAGAAGAGGGAGAAAGCCACCUCAGAAAAUUUUAUAGUAGAGGUACCAGACAAACCCAUAUACGUUAAAACGCACAAGGGCGAUGAGCUAAUCGAAGAUUCUGCCGAGCCCCAAGAGGAUGUCUUGUACUCAAAAGAUACCAUAAGGUUACACAACAGCGAAGAUAAAGGUGUCAAUGAUGACAACAGCAAAAUAGAGCAGAGUCCUGUGACACCGGAGGAAACAGAAGAUGAAGAGUUUCUUAAGUGUGCAUUCUUAUACCCCGGCUUGGGGCUAGAAUUUACAGGAUACUUAAAUUAUGUUGGAACUUCACAAAAGUUAAAGAAGGAUAUUUUUAAGGAUGCCAUUGGUGAUGGAAAUCUGUACGUAGAAGGACGGCUUCCUACAAUAACUGCUGUGCCCUAUCUCAAAGAAAUCUCUUCUUCUAGAGCAAUACUAGUGUAUCAACUGUUUCCCUCAGAUAAUAGUGAAAGUAAGGCAACUUUUGCGGACGUCGUGGACUCCUUGGAAAAUAAGGGUCGUAUUGCGGGAAUAAGACCAAAGGCCAGAUACGAAAAGGAUUUCUAUGUUAUUCCAUCUAAGGACGGUGAAAUUCCUGAAAUUUUGGAGGACGUUUUAGGUGACCAGAACAGUGAAAGAUCUGGAAACGUUUUGCCCGUAAAAUCGGAGGAAAGAGCAUUAUUCGCAUUUGUUGUAGUAAAGCAAGAACUUAUUCAUUAA